ACCUUACUGUAUAUGACUGCAAAUGUUUUUUCAACAUCAUAUUAUAUGUAAUUUUACUGUAAAAUACUGUAAAAAUGUAUGGUUUGGACAAAUAAAAAAUAUGAAUAAGGUUAUCUGAUAAUUUAGGCUGUUUAGGCAAAACAGUAAAAAGAACAUUCCAGAAUUCAUUACACAUCAGAUCACAUGAUUACAUUUUUUAUAAAUAAUACUAAUUUUUGUUGUCAGUAAUGUUGCUACAAAUAAUAGUGUAUUUUGUGUGACAUUUUAUGUAAUUUAGUUCAUGUUUAUUGCAUUAUUUAGCCCUGGUAUUUUGUCUUUGUGUUUGACCCUACACCGUACGCUACUAAUCAUGUUUUAUGAAAAGGCUUCUCUUGUGCCACCUCUAUUAUUAUGGUGGUUAUUGGUACAUUUUAAGGUAAAAGCAAAUUUUGAAAGUUAAAGUAGCUAUAUUAACAUAACAUCACUUAAUAUAAGGUCAAAUAAGCUUUUGUCGUCAUUUAUUGAUUAAUUAAAGUGCAGACGUGACAGACAGAUGAAUUUAGAUCAGAACAUGUUUUAUAUUAAUAAUUGUGAAAAUUCAGCAAGAGAUCAGCAGUCUUAAAUAUGCUGAAGUAAAUUUGAGAAAGGUUAACGAAUAACUGCGCAUGUCUGAUCAGUUCACGUGAUUAUUGUUGACGUCACGUGACGUACGUCUGAUGUAGAGCGCAUGGAACAGAGAAACGGAAGAGUUCCGAUACAUACAAAAAGUAGUAUUUCAUCCUAAUUUCAAAAACAUUUUACACAAUAUAGUCAAAUAAAAUAUAUUUUGAUUAUAUGUGGCAGCCAUGAAUAUCAGUUGUGGCUUCAUCUGUGUGUUUGCAGUGCUGAUAAAUAAAGUUUCUCUUGUUUCAGUGUUUCUGCAGGACACCGUAGUAGAGGCUGUUAUUGGCGGUUCUGUUGUCCUUCCAUGUUCUUCCACUGAACAAUAUCAUAACCUUCAAGAUAUUCAUGUGUUUUGGAGACACAAUAGCAGCAAGAUUGUGCAUGAUAUAAUUCCCAGCAGUCAUUCACAAGAGAAACAGGAUUCAGAGUAUAGAAACAGAACCGAAUCAUUUCCAGAGGAGUAUGAGAGAGGAAACUUUUCCAUCAAACUCCACAAUCUCAUUUAUGCUGAUACAGGAGACUACAGCUGCCUCAUCUCACACUCAUCUGAACAACCUGCUGUACAGCUGAUCAUUAAGGAAUCAACAGCAGAAACUGGACAAGAAGACCAAAGAAUAACAAAAUCAAGCAGUGUGUGGAUAUCAUCGCCUUUGCUUUGGAGUGGCAUUGUACUCGGUAUAGUUAUAGUUAUAGUUAUAGGUUUAAUUUUAGUUUACUUGAGAAAAAAGUCCUCAAGCAAUCUUAGUGCUGGCGGACACAGCAUGAGAUCAGAUGCUCAUGAGGUUGAAAACAUUAUGAAUCAGUAAGAGCUGAUAAUAAUAAAGCUGAUAAGAGAAAGUUGUUACAUGGCACAACUGUAUAGCUUGGUGUACCGGCAACAAUUGCAUGAAAUUUUGCGCUAAACACUGAGUCAGACGAGGAUGUCAGUGCUUAAUUUUUAAACAACUUAAACAACUUUGGAUGGAAAAAGUAAGAAAUAAUGAGAAGAGUGUGCAAAUUAUUUGGUUGAAGAACAGGGAACAGAAUGGAAACUGUUACUGUAUUUCCUGCUGAUCACAUUAAGCCUAUAACAGUUAUAUUUUACAGCCGUUAGGAUGGAUUUCAUGGGAAAUCAUUAGUCUGCGCAUGUUUUGUGUCAUAUCUGUAAAUAUAGGAAAGGUCAAGCUCUACAUCUACAUACAGUGGAAGUUUUUUAAAGCUACAAAAACGGAAAUCAACAUUAUCCAUAAUGAAACGCAAAUUAACCAUCAAAUAGCAUCAUAUUUGCUGUGCAUUGAAAAGGGCUACAUUUCUCAAAAGCAUCGUGAGCUAAGUUUAUUGUCGAGACAAGGUUCUCAAAACAAUGUUUAUGUUGUAACAUUGCCAAGUCAAAACAACAGCAGAAUAUAAAUUAUCUGCUCGCAAGUCAUUUUUUAAAUAUCUGUUUUUUAUUAUUUAUUUAUUUAUGGGGGAGGGGGUGUUGUUAGUGACAUUUGCACUGAUAAGAUGCUCACCUGUAACCAUGGGCUCAGUAUGUAGGCCCAUUUCUUGCACAUAAGAUCAUAAAACAUGAGAUUAAAAAUUUGAAAUUCUAACGUAAAAUGUCAAUUAUGGAAUAAAAAGUCAUUAUUAUGAGAAGAAAAUCAAAAUUAUGACUUUAAAAAAUUUAAAUGACACAAAAUGUCAAAAUUGACAAAGUCCUAGCUGUAAGUGAUGCACGUCAAACCAUCAGAUUCAUGUGUGCAGAAUAACAGAGCGACUCGCAGCUCAUGUAAUUACCAAACCUAAUGUUCCUCCGCAAGUAGUUUUAUGCUGCAACUGCUAAAGGACCAAGUUACAUAUUCUGGCUUUAAUAACUAUUUUUAUAUUUUGUACCCUUUAUGAUUAUCACUUUUAAGUCAAGUGCUUUAAAUUAAUAGUGUGUAUAAAGUGUUCUGUAAAUAACCUUGCCUUGUCUUUCCACAUUGUAAGUUUAAAAGUUAAAUUUAGGUUUUAUAGUUUUUACAGUUUUAUGAUGCAAAAGACGCUGUUUUGUACUGUUAAAUUCUUGCCUUAUUCACUGCAUUCUUAUUGUAUAACAUAAUGAGAUCUUGAAAUAGGCUAAAGUUAAGACAACAUGAGUCAAUAUGUUGCUGCCUUAAAAAUCCUGUACUAGUAAACAUUCAUAUUGAAAAUGUUGUAUUUGUAGGAACUGUUAAUUAUGUUUAAAAUAUAUUUCAAAAUUCUCAGGUAUAAACAGAAAACAAGGCUCAUUGUUUCAUUGUAUUUGCAUGAUCAUUAUAUUCAAGACCCAAUAAAUUGUAUUGAUGAAA
Molecule: messenger RNA, 2933 nt
Organism: Megalobrama amblycephala (Wuchang bream)
Lineage: Eukaryota; Metazoa; Chordata; Actinopteri; Cypriniformes; Xenocyprididae
Product: ICOS ligand-like
Exons: 4
Coding region: 825-1448 (207 amino acids)
Biological process (GO): positive regulation of T cell proliferation; cellular response to lipopolysaccharide; immune response
Cellular component (GO): external side of plasma membrane
Source: RefSeq, a predicted model, not a curated record